Glycine soja is the source of this 415-nucleotide messenger RNA. RefSeq names its product laccase-14-like. The coding region runs from base 29 to 400 and encodes 123 amino acids. The record is from RefSeq and is a predicted model, not a curated record. NCBI's taxonomy places the organism in Eukaryota, Viridiplantae, Streptophyta, Magnoliopsida, Fabales, Fabaceae. The transcript has 2 exons. Gene Ontology annotation, molecular function: oxidoreductase activity; copper ion binding.
AAUCCCAAGUACAGGAACCAGGGUGCUAAUGUUCGACUAUAAUGAGGUUGUUGAACUUGUGUGGCAAGGAACUAGUGCUCUCACUGCAGAGAAUCAUGGCAUGCACCUUCAUGGUUUUAGCUUCUUUGUGGUGGGUGUGGGGACAGGAAAUUUCAACAAUGUGACAGACCCAAAAUCCUACAAUUUGAUUGAUCCACCAGAAGUUAAUACCAUUGGUCUUCCUAAGGAUGGAUGGCUUGCCAUGAGAUUUGUAGCAAACAAUCCAGGGGUAUGGUUCAUGCAUUGUCAUCUUGAGAGGCACGCUAGCUGGGGUAUGCAUACUGUGCUCAUUGUGAGAGAUGGAGGUACCAUGCAAACCAGUAUGGUUCCACCUCCUAAAUACAUGCCCCCUAGUUCUUAAUGAAGACUAAGUAAA